Molecule: messenger RNA, 429 nt
Organism: Paraphaeosphaeria sporulosa
Lineage: Eukaryota; Fungi; Ascomycota; Dothideomycetes; Pleosporales; Didymosphaeriaceae
Exons: 1
Coding region: 1-429 (142 amino acids)
Source: RefSeq, a predicted model, not a curated record
AUGUCGCCACAGCGGUUACAAGGAGGCGGCCAACACGGUCCUGCAAUGCUAUCGUUUAUCGUGGCCGCGUACACAGCUCUCGAUCGAGCACCGCGAGCCUGCCGUUUCGCGACGGCUCCGGAUGCUCGACGUGGCCGUGGCCGCCAUCGGCAGCGCGAGGAUGCGCGCACCGAGGCUCUCGGACGGCCCCCUCCUUCUGGCCCUGUCCCCGGCACGUCGCUGCCUGCAUCUCACCAUGGAGCGCACACCAGCACCCUUCGAGCAGCACCGCCAUCCAUGCGUCAUCCGAAGAGCCAACGACAUGCUCCAGCUCCCCUUGCAGCAAUCGGCCUAGCGCAGACAUCUGCCGCAAGUGCUCAGUCGUGCUGCUGUGAUAGGUGCGCCACCGUCCAAUCCUCCAGGGCGUGCGAACAGCGCCCCAUCGCUUGA